Messenger RNA from Cylas formicarius (sweet potato weevil), 1755 nucleotides. RefSeq names its product bleomycin hydrolase. Gene Ontology annotation, biological process: response to toxic substance; L-homocysteine catabolic process; proteolysis. The transcript has 8 exons. Gene Ontology annotation, molecular function: cysteine-type aminopeptidase activity. NCBI's taxonomy places the organism in Eukaryota, Metazoa, Arthropoda, Insecta, Coleoptera, Brentidae. The record is from RefSeq and is a predicted model, not a curated record. Gene Ontology annotation, cellular component: cytoplasm. Bases 107 to 1477 code for a protein of 456 amino acids.
CGGAGAACGGUAAGUUAUAAAUCUAAAAUUUUUGCAUUUCAUUGGCAUAAGUCUCCAAGAAAGAAAGUAAGAUUUCGUUUACAAUUAAGGAAAGUUGCUGUAAAAUAUGGGUUCUGAUUCAGGCAUUCUAACCAAAGAAGUCUUGGAGAACUUCAAAAAAGCGUUUGUGGCGGACAACAAAAAUAUAUUAGCCCAAAAUGUUUGUUCUCGAGUGGACCCCUUUGAGGCUUGCCUGUCUAGGAAACGAAUCGAAGAAACGCAGCAUGUAUUCAAUAUUAAAAUAGAAUCUGAGGGUAAACCAGUUACAAACCAGAAGAGUUCAGGUCGUUGUUGGGUGUUUGCUGCACUUAACGUCAUCCGUUUGCCAGUGAUUAAACAUUUUAACCUGGAGGAUUUUGAAUUUUCACAGGGCUACUUAUUUUUUUGGGACAAAAUAGAGCGUUGCAAUUACUUUCUUAAUAAUAUUGUUGAAACCGCUAGGCGCAAUGAACCAGUAGAUGGACGUCUUGUUUCAUUUUUACUAAAUGAUCCAACCACUGAUGGAGGUCAAUGGGACAUGUUGGUUAAUUUAGUUAACAAACAUGGUUUGAUGCCAAAAAAGAAUUUUCCAGAAUCUCACAAUUCUGAAGCCAGUCUUAGGAUGAAUCAAACAUUGAAGAGUAAGUUGAGGGAAUACGCUAAACAUAUUAGGGACCUUAUCGAGAAGGGCGCCAGUGAUGCAGACCUCCAAAGUCUGAUCCAAGAGCAAAUGGCCAACGUCUACCGAAUUGUCGGCAUCUGUUUAGGUAUCCCGAGCGAUACGUUCACUUGGAGCUAUUACGACAAGAGCAAAGCGUUUCACAGUAUCGGCCCCAUUACUCCCAAGGAGUUCUACGAUGUUCAUAUCAAACCUCUGUUUAAUGUUGACGACAAGGUCUGUCUCGUAACUGACCCGAGACCUACCAGUCAGUACGAGAGGGCUUACACCGUCGACUGUCUAGGCAACGUGGUGGGGGGUCGUAGGUGCAUAUACAACAACCAGCCGGUGGGGACGCUUUUGGAGUUGGCGGCGAAGAGUAUCGAGGAGGGGGAGGCGGUGUGGUUCGGGUGCGAGGUGAGCAAGAGAUUCGCCGGGAAAUUGGGCAUACAGGACCUGAAAAUCCACGACUUUCCGUUGAUUUUCGGGGUGGACAUCCAAACCACACUUAGCAAAGCGGAUCGGCUGCUCUAUGGCGAGAGCGCAAUGUCCCACGCGAUGGUCUUCACGGCGGUGCACAAAGACGAAACCGGGCAGGUGACAAAACUGCGGGUGGAAAAUUCGUGGGGCGACGACCGCGGUGAGAAAGGCUACCUUCUGAUGACAGCAGACUGGUUCAAUGAGUUCACCUUCGAGGUGGUCGUGGACAAACGCUUCGUUCCGCAGGAGGUGCUUGACGUGUUCAAGCAGGAACCGAUCGUGUUGCCCGCUUGGGAUCCCAUGGGAACCCUCGCCUGCUAGUCGCGAGGCGCCCCAGAGUUCAAAUGUACGAGAUCGCCGGAGGUUUUUGUUGCCACUUGAUAUAUAGUUACCAUUUCUUGGAAUUUGGUUCCGCAACGUUUUCAUAAUCUGCCGGUACGCGUCGCUGCACUGCUCGCCCACCCUUUAUCUUAAUCCGGACUUAAUAAAUAUUUUUUAUCAAUGGUAAUAACCCUGUCCUAUUAAGAUUGUUGCAUUAUAACCGAUCCAUCUUAUUUUAUAUUAUGUAUCUUGAUUAUAAACUUUUUAAUUUUUGAAAA